Messenger RNA from Meloidogyne enterolobii, 2022 nucleotides. Lineage: Eukaryota; Metazoa; Nematoda; Chromadorea; Rhabditida; Meloidogynidae. The record is from the annotation of a GenBank genome assembly.
AUGGCUAUGUCUGUACCAAAGUCGGGUUAUGCCCGUUUUAUGAAGGAAGGCGCAAUGCAUUUCAAAGGAAUGGAGGAGGCUGUCUCUCGAAAUAUUAAAGCUUGCAUGGAAUUAGCUUUGCAAACCCGUUCUUCAUAUGGGCCUAAUGGAAUGAAUAAAAUGGUAAUUAAUCGCCUGGAAAAAUUAUUGGUCACAAACGACGCUGCUUCAAUUCUCAACGAAUUAGAGGUCCACCAUCCUGCUGCUCGUAUUCUAGUCCUGGCCGCUCAAAUGCAAGAAAAACAAAUUGGUGAUUGCACAAACAUGGUUGUGAUUUUUGCUGCUUCUUUGUUGGAACAGGCUUCGCAGUUGCUUUCUAUGGGAAUUAAACCGAUCGAAAUUGCUUCUGGAUAUGAAAAAGCGUUGGCUAAAGCUGAAGAAAUUCUACCAAAAUUGGUUAUUGGGAAAGCCGAGGAUUUGUACAACGUGCAUCUCGUCAAAACUUACCUACUCCCGUCAAUUACUUCGAAACAAGCUGGAAACCAUGAUUUUGUUGCUGGAUUGGCUGCUGAUGCUUGCGUUAAAACUGCUCCACAAAAUGUUUACAAUUUCAAUGUUGACAACAUUAGAAUCUGCAAAAUUCUUGGUGCUGGCGUUUCUUCUAGUUUUAUUGCAAAUGGAAUGGUUUUUAAAAGAGAAGCUGAGGGAGAAGUUAAACAGGCAACAAAUGCUAAAUUCGCAAUCUUUGCUUGUCCUUUUGAUUUAACACAAACUGAAACGAAGGGAACUAUAUUGAUGAAUACAGCCGAUGAUUUACUCAAAUUUAGCAAUACAGAAGAGGCUAGUGUUGAACAAAAAGUAAAGGAGAUGGCGGAAGCUGGUGUUUCUGUGGUUGUUGCUGCCGGAAAAUUUGGGGACCUUUACAUUCAUUUUUUGAACAAAUACAAAGUUAUGGGUGUUAGAUUGACGUCAAAAUUCGAUUUACGCCGCCUUUGCCUCACUUUGGGCGCGCAAGCUCAAGCUAUUAUUUGUGCUCCACCAGAGGAUUCCUUGGGGAAGUGCGACAAUGUUUUUAUUAAGGAGAUUGGAGAUACUCAGACGGUUAUUUUUGAUAAACAAUCAGCAGCUUCCAAAGUGGUAACCGUCAUUGUAAGAGGCUCUUCUCAAUCUAUUUUGGAUGAUGUUGAACGUGCAAUUGAUGAUGGAGUCAAUAUUUUUAAGGCUUUAACUAAAGACAAUCGGUUAUUGGCCGGUGCUGGUGCAACAGAAAUUGAAUUGUCCCGUCAAAUUCAACUUUUUGGAGAAACUCAAUCUGGACUUGAACAAUAUUCAAUUAGAAAAUUUGCUACAGCGUUGGAUGUUUUACCAAAACAAUUGGCUGAAAAUUGUGGAGUGAAAACUACAGAGGUUUUGGCUAAUUUGUAUGCUGCUCAUCAAAAUGGAUCAACUAAUGAAGGAAUUGAUGUUUUAAAUUCAAUGAAAACUACAGAGGCUUUGGCUAAUUUGUAUGCUGCUCAUCAAAAUGGAUCAACUAAUGAAGAAAUUGAUGUUUUAAAUUCAAUGAAAACUACAGAGGCUUUGGCUAAUUUGUAUGCUGCUCAUCAAAAUGGAUCAACUAAUGAAGGAAUUGAUGUUUUAAAUUCAAUGAAAACUACAGAGGCUUUGGCUAAUUUGUAUGCUGCUCAUCAAAAUGGAUCAACUAAUGAAGGAAUUGAUGUUUUAAAUUCAAUGAAAACUACAGAGGCUUUGGCUAAUUUGUAUGCUGCUCAUCAAAAUGGAUCAACUAAUGAAGGAAUUGAUGUUUUAAAUUCAAUGAAAACUACAGAGGCUUUGGCUAAUUUGUAUGCUGCUCAUCAAAAUGGAUCAACUAAUGAAGGAAUUGAUGUUUUAAAUUCAAAAUUGGUUAAUGCGAAAGAAACUGGAAUUUAUGAUUUGUUUAAUGGAAAAUUGUGGGCUUUAAAAUUGGCUACAAAUGCUGCUUGUAGUAUUUUGAAGAUUGAUCAGGUUGUUUUUAAGUUUUCUUUAUUAUCAAACCUUAUAUAG